AUGCACAAUCAUGGACUAAAGGAGGGAGGAUUCAUUGAAGAGGAAGUCAAAAGAGUGCUUCAUUUAGGCUUCUUGUGCGCAAGUCGAGAUCCUAAUUCUAGGCCAACAAUUACACGAGUCAUGACAUUAUUCGAAGGGAAGAACAAGUUAUUUGAGUCCGAAGUCAAGGAUAUGGACAUAUACCUCAUAGACAAGAUGAAACCAAAAGAAAGUAGGUCAAUUAUUCCCAAAAUUUCAGUACAGAAUAAGUGGAAGGAUAUCUUUAGAGAUAUACCCUUCGGUUUUGAAGGAAGGUGGUGUUUGACUUUGAUACUGAGAGGGCGUUUGUUCGAUCCAUCGAGCUUUUGGUCAUAUUUUUAUGAGAAAUGUGAAUUGCAAAGGGAUUUUGGUGGAAAAUCUUGA
Molecule: messenger RNA, 402 nt
Organism: Fraxinus pennsylvanica
Lineage: Eukaryota; Viridiplantae; Streptophyta; Magnoliopsida; Lamiales; Oleaceae
Source: the annotation of a GenBank genome assembly